AUGCUGUAUAUUUUAUUGUUUGCGUUAUCAUUAGUUUCAUGGUCACAGCAACAUUUGUCAUACCCAAUAAACUUCUGUAACAUGGCUUCAACUUGUAUCCACGACAGCCGUGUCGUCUGCGCGUCUUCUCCGGAUGGUUGUAGUCGACGUAGUUUCAUGGACCAAUGCGACAUGUAUGAAUACAACUGUGACUACGGAACUCAGUACAUGACGAAAGUGACCAGCCCUUGUAAUAGCGGUCAGCCAGACUACUUAUGCUAAAAUACCAAGAAUUUGAUGAAAAUAAAAUAUUUUGAAUUA
Messenger RNA from Vanessa atalanta (red admiral), 300 nucleotides. RefSeq lists its product as uncharacterized. The record is from RefSeq and is a predicted model, not a curated record. The transcript is spliced from 4 exons. Lineage: Eukaryota; Metazoa; Arthropoda; Insecta; Lepidoptera; Nymphalidae. Bases 1 to 261 code for a protein of 86 amino acids.